UCUUUCUUUGCCAAACAAAGUUGUUCUAAGAAAAACAAAAACCUUUUUAAUUUCUCCGAGUCUUCAGUAAUGGACUCUUCAUUUUCAUCUCUUCUUAUUCCUCAACAAAGUGCAUCAUCCAUCAAUGGUGAUACUCGUCGAUCAGCCAACUUUCCUCCAAAUAUAUGGGGAGAUUAUUUUCUUUUUAACACUUUUCAUUCCAUGGAAAUGGAAGAUAAUAUUGAGGAAAAAGUUGAAGCAGUGAAGGAGGAAGUGAGAAAAUUGUUGAUUACUUGUGUCGAGAAACCUUCCCAACAACUAAGCUUGAUUGAUUCAAUCCAACGGUUGGGAAUCGCUUAUCAUUUUGAUACAGAGAUCAAUGAAGCGCUCGAUCAUGUUUAUAAGAAUUACAGUGUCGUUUGCAAUGAAAACAAUGAGGAUCUCCAAAUUGUUGCUAUGAAGUUUCGCUUGCUUAGACAACAAAGAUACUCUAUUUCAUGUGAUAUCUUCGACAAGUUUACGGACGAUGAAGGGAAUUUCAAGGAAUCACUUGCCAAGGAUGUUCGAGGAAUGUUAAGCUUAUACGAAGCAUCUCAUGUGCGGAUACAUGGAGAGGACGUUCUCGAACGGGCCCUCUCUUUCAGCACCACAAACCUAAAAGCAGCCAUUAGCAAUGGAAGCCAUGAAGGGAGCUGUGGGAUUGGAGGUCAAGUGAGGCAUGCAUUGAAGUGGCCAGUCUUCAAAGCCAUGCCUAGGCUUGCAGCAAGAAGUUACAUAUCUUUCUAUGAACAAGAUCCAUUGCAUCAUCCUACCUUGCUUUACUUGGCCAAGCUUGAUUAUAACAUCUUGCAAAAACUUUACCAGAAAGAACUUCAUGAAAUCUCAAGGUGGGACGAUGUUAAUUGCAUUGAGGGACUUCCAAAAUACAUGAAAGUGUAUUAUGAAGCUCUAAUGGAUACUUACAGAGGAAUUGAGCACGAUAUUAGCAAAGAUGACAUUUCUUAUGCCCUUCAUUACGCAAAAGAAGCCAUGAAAAGGCAGGCUAGAAAUUACUUUUUUGAAGCUAAAUGGUAUCAUGAUGGCUAUACACCAACAAUAGAGGAGUAUUUGAGAGUUGGAAGAGUAACUGCUUGCUACAAUUUAUUUUCUCCCAUUUCAUUUCUUGGCAUGGGAGAUGUUGCUUCAAUGGAGGCGUUUGAAUGGAUUGAGAGUGAUCCGAAAUCGCUCAUUGCCUCGGGAGUCAUUGGUAGGAUCAUGAAUGAUAUUACUUCCUACAAGUUUGAACAAGACAGGAGACAUUCCGCUUCUGCCGUUGAAUGCUAUAUGAAACAAUAUGAUGUAUCAGAAAAAGAGGCUACACGAGAACUGAAUAAUCAAGUUACGAAUAGUUGGAAGGAAAUCAUAGAAGAUUUCGUGCAAUCAAUUGAUGUUCCAAACACUACUUUUUUUAUGUCUGUCUUAAAUCUUGCUCGACUCUCGGAUACCUUUUACAAACACAAAGAUGGAUACACAUAUUCCGAUGGAGAAACCAAACUUAUUGUCAUUUCGUUACUCGUGGAUCCAGUGCCAAUUUAAGAUGUGGUAUUGAGCUCGAUGAUCAGUUUCCAUGCAUAAAAUUGUAUUUUACAAGUUGUACUAGAACAAAUAUGUGAUAAAUGAUAAGAAUAUGAACAAUGCACUAAAUAAAAUAUUGUGCUCAAAGAUUUGUAGCAAGUAUAAUUUUUUUGGUGGGUAAAGUUAGAGGGCUUUUAUCGUCCUCCGGAGAAUGAUGCAGCAACUACAGUGUUAGACCUUGUAGUAUCACCUACUAUGAGGUAUUAGGAUCAAGCCAUGUAUUGGUUUCUUUGUUGGCAACGAAGCCCAAUUAUAUAAAUCUACUCCAUAAGCCACA
Messenger RNA from Momordica charantia (bitter melon), 1870 nucleotides. RefSeq names its product (-)-germacrene D synthase. Gene Ontology annotation, molecular function: terpene synthase activity; magnesium ion binding. The record is from RefSeq and is a predicted model, not a curated record. NCBI's taxonomy places the organism in Eukaryota, Viridiplantae, Streptophyta, Magnoliopsida, Cucurbitales, Cucurbitaceae. Gene Ontology annotation, biological process: diterpenoid biosynthetic process.